AUGGACUGGUUCUGGGUCCUGUUGAUCCUGGUGGGUCCGGUCCACAGCAGUGGCUCUGUGUCGUGGGACGAAGACAAGAGACAAGCGUUGUUCUCUGAUGACACCAUGAGGCCUCUGAUCUACUACUGCAGAUCCAGAAAUAUGGAGGACUUCAGCUGUUACUGGCAUCCGCUCGAGAAUCUGACUGAGAGAGAAGGAGUGAGAUAUGUGCUGAGCUACACUAAGGAUAAAGGUCCAGUCCUCGAGUGUCCAGACUAUGUGAGUUCUGGUCCUCACAGCUGUCACUUCAACAGCUCUCACACAAACAUCUGGAAGAUAUACUGCAUGAACGUUACCGCGGUAACACCCAUCGGCAACUACACCUCCCCUCAGCACUGUUUGGACGUGGCCGAGAUCGUGGAGACUGAGGCUCCAGUGAACCUGACCCAUGAGCUGCACCCCUCUGGUGGGUAUGAGAGCGGCCACAACUGCCUGAUUUCCUGGACGUACCCUCAGCCCAUAGACCUGCAGUUUGGAUGGAUCACUCUGGUCUACGAGCUGCGCUACCGACGUGCCGACGAGCAAGACAACUGGAAGGAGAAAACCUCUCUGUAUGAGCCUCAGGUGGAAUUGUUGGGUCUUCCUGCGGAGGACUUUGUGGUUCAGGUUCGAUGUCGCUCUCAUAACUACGGACGCUGGAGCCAGUGGAGUCUCCCCAUGUACAUGCGCAUCCCAGGCAGGCCGCCUACUGGGAAACUGCUGCUGCUGCUGCUGGUGACUGGAGUCAGUAUGGUGGUCCUGGUCGGGUUCUCACUGGGUCUGGUUCAGCAGAGCAAAAGAAUAAAAAAUUACUUCUUGCCUCCGAUUCCCAAACCCAGGAUCUUAGGAAUUGAUCCUCUUCUUCUCAAGAAGGGAAACCUGGAGGAGAUAAACCGUCACUUCUCUACAUUCCACGGCUACAGUCCUCCGAGCUACACCUUCACGGACGACGUCUGGGACCAGGUGAGCGCGGACGAAACCUUCCCGCUCUCUGCUCCCGCUCUGGCACCAGAACAUCUCCACACCAUCACGGAGAAACCCUCCAAACCUGGCAACAACCCAGACCCACACGUUAACAAGAAAGAGGCUCUGAUUAUCCCGUGUAACGUUGCUAAUGCUAUUGCUAAUGCUAAUCACGGGAGAUACGUUAGCGGCCCCUUUGCUUCCCCAGCUUCAGAUUUGGUUUUGCCAGUUCCUGGAUCAGAGUACAGUGUGAUGGGACAGACCGGCGUUACCGAAUUGCUGCAGAGUUCCCAGAUGAAGGCCAUCCCGGACUUCUACACCUGCGUCCAGAUGCUGCAAAACUCUGGGGAGGUGCAUCUGGUGCCCUGUUUGGCUCCGGCUUAUUGCAGCGCGUUCUCCACGUGGGACGAGAAGGCGAAGCAGAAGGAAGAGUUUGAAGGGAGGAAAAAUCAAGAUGGAGGAGAGGGGAAGAAGCAGGAAGUGAAGCAGGAAGUGAAGGAGGAAGUGAAGCAGGAAGUGAGGCCUGUGUCGGUUGUGGUUUAA
Molecule: messenger RNA, 1524 nt
Organism: Knipowitschia caucasica
Lineage: Eukaryota; Metazoa; Chordata; Actinopteri; Gobiiformes; Gobiidae
Source: the annotation of a GenBank genome assembly